AUGAAUACUGAGAGGAAAAAACAAAUUCGAUUUAAAAGUGAGGAUGACAUUCGGCUUUUGAGGGAAAUUGUCGCCAAAAAUCCCAUAAAAGACAAGAGUAAAUGGGCAGAGAUCGCAUCAACCCUGUCGUCCCCUAAUUUUAUUUUAGAUGCAAGGAGAGUAAGAGAGAGGGCGAAUUUACUCAUUGAACAGCAUAAAAGAGAAAACCUAGAGAAUCUCAGAAGAUCUGGUGUUGAUGAGGAAGUGACGGAAAAAACCACUCUGCUUGACGAAAUUCUUGAGUUAAAAGAUGAGGAGGAACGGGGAAAGAAAGAAGAAAAAGAAAAGAAAGAAAGAUCUGAUAACAUGGGGAAGGAGAUAAGAAAGAGGGCCCUAGAGUGUUUAACACCAAAGAAAGAUGAUGAGUGUGGAGCACCUAAAAGGAAAAAUUCACAAACUUGCAUCGUCGACUAUUUAAAAGAAAAAACAGAGCUUGAAAUGAAAACAAAAAACGACGAAAUGGAGUUCAGGAAGGAGCAACUAAAAUUGGAAAAAGCCAGAUUUGAUUUGGAUAGACAGGAGAGGAUGCAAAGAAUGGAGAUCGAAAAGCAGGAAAAACUUGCUUUUAUUGAUUUAUUGAAGAAAUUAACGAAAGAUAAAUAAACAAGAAUUGUACGCGAUAACAUAAAUUAUACACAUUAAUAAAUUAAUGCAUAUUUAAAAUAUGUUCUGUUUAGUUCCUUUCCAUGUAACCAUCUAUUUUCAUGUAAACAUACAUGUAUUUAGUAGUUGGUGGAAGUAUUAGGCCAAAUACUCUUGUAGGGAUGGCGGAUCUAUGCCAAAGAAUGUACCGGUCUCGCUCCCAUAGAGUAUAGUGUGACAAUUUGUCAGGAUUGACGCAACUCUAUAAUAUUUUCCAACAGGCUGUAAAUACAGCUUUUGAUUCUUCUUAUAAUCAAGAAAAGCAAAGAGAUUCAAAAUUUUGCUGAAAGUCCAUUCAACACACACUCUCACUGCCGACAUCCUUUUGUUAAAGCGCAUCUGAUUCGCUGAGAUUACCCCUCCUCGAAAUGGAGGUAUUAGGUAAGGCGAUAGAGGGUAUGCAGGGUCACCGUAGAGGGAGUACACAUCAUUAUUUGCCUUUGUCAUAUAUUGUUGCAGUUGAUGCUCAACGUCGCUUUCUCGUAACAUACCGGCAUCAUGACGUCGACCUUCAAUAGGACC
Molecule: messenger RNA, 1203 nt
Organism: Saccostrea cuccullata (small rock oyster)
Lineage: Eukaryota; Metazoa; Mollusca; Bivalvia; Ostreida; Ostreidae
Product: MAP7 domain-containing protein 2-like
Exons: 3
Coding region: 1-642 (213 amino acids)
Source: RefSeq, a predicted model, not a curated record